This is a messenger RNA of Dunckerocampus dactyliophorus (ringed pipefish), 2200 nucleotides long. Its product is annotated as cytohesin-3-like. The coding region runs from base 855 to 2051 and encodes 398 amino acids. Gene Ontology annotation, biological process: regulation of ARF protein signal transduction. The record is from RefSeq and is a predicted model, not a curated record. The transcript is spliced from 13 exons. Gene Ontology annotation, molecular function: guanyl-nucleotide exchange factor activity. Lineage: Eukaryota; Metazoa; Chordata; Actinopteri; Syngnathiformes; Syngnathidae.
AUACAGUAGGUGGUGUUGAAGAGGAGGACGUUGAUCUCGCUUCCACAUCCGGUCUCUGGGAACAGUCACAUCUUCAACGAAAGUAAAAGUAAUAAUUGUAAAACUGUAAAAACGUGUUUUACGUCAACAUUUUUGAGAGUCAGUUGCUGAUGACAUAAACGGACGCCAGCCAGGGUGGCUGUGCAAGUGUACGUCGGUAAAACCUCACUCCCUCAGCCUUGAACGCUUUUGGUCCAACGGUCAGCACCAUUCCAAAGGUCCUGUGUUGAGUCCCGGAGUGGGCAGUGUGAAGCGGGCGGGUCACAUUUACAUCAUAGACGGGAGAUAUAGUUGACUUCCAGUUCCAGUAGCCAUUUUGUUAGCAAGCUAAGGAUGCUAAAAGGACGUUUUGUGGUAAAAAUACAUUAAGAACACAGUUGGACUCAUGCAGUGUAUGAAUAACUACAACACAUUUUGUACGCUAACCGGAAAAUCUACACAAACCAAGAACUAAUUUUGGUGGAAAUAUUUGGAUGUUCGAGAAGCAGUCUAUCCGGGGCAGACACUAACCGAGGUUCUGCUGUGUGUAUAUAUAGAAAGUGGGCCGUCUGGUGUGAGAACAGGGUAUUCCUCAGCACCAUGUGCCUGUUUAAAUACGUGUGAGACUGAAUGAUGGAGGCUGGAAUGCAAAUGACAUGACAAGAGGGGACCGGUUUAUCCAGAUCGUCCUGUUGCUUUUGGGGGAGUGUCGGCCAUUGCUGUCAAAACGUCUGGCAGUGUGUGUUGUGUGUUUAAACAGAGGAAUGAAUAUGUAGAAGAGUUGGAGUUUAAACGGGGAUAAGUUGCGCACGUACGUUGAUGGCAGGCCAGUCAUCAUGCGACCCGUUGAGUGGAAGAGGCGUUGUGUACCUGAAGACCUGUCGGGGGAGGAACGAGAUGAGCUGUGUAACAUCCGACGCAGGAAAAAGGAGCUGCUGGAUGAUAUUGAACGGCUGAAGUUUGAGAUAGCCGAGGUCAUGACGGAAAUCGAGCAGUUAACCUGCGUAGGGGAGAGCAAAACCACACAAAGAAACAAACAGAUCGCCAUGGGGAGGAAGAAGUUCAACAUGGACCCCAAAAAGGGGAUCCAGUUCCUCCUGGAAAACGAUCUUCUGCAAAACACCCCAGAGGACAUCGCGCAGUUCCUCUACAAAGGCGAGGGGCUUAACAAGACAGUGAUCGGGGACUACUUAGGGGAACGGGACGACUUCAACAUCAAGGUCCUCCAGGCGUUUGUGGAGCUGCACGAGUUUGCGGACCUCAACCUCGUACAAGCCUUAAGGCAAUUCCUGUGGAGCUUCAGACUUCCUGGUGAAGCUCAGAAGAUCGAUCGUAUGAUGGAGGCGUUUGCUUCCAGGUACUGCCAAUGUAAUCCUGGUGUCUUCCAGUCCACAGACACCUGCUACGUCCUUUCUUUUGCCAUCAUUAUGCUAAACACCAGCCUGCACAAUCCCAACGUCCGAGACAAGCCCCCUGUGGAGCGCUUCAUCUCCAUGAACAGAGGAAUCAAUGAGGGGGGAGACCUCCCGGAGGAGCUACUCAGGAAUCUCUAUGACAGCAUCAAGAGCGAACCAUUUAAGAUUCCCGAGGAUGACGGCAACGACCUGACGCACACGUUCUUCAACCCGGACAGGGAGGGCUGGCUGCUCAAAUUAGGAGGCAGAGUGAAAACCUGGAAGAGGAGAUGGUUCAUCCUGACAGAUAACUGCCUCUACUACUUUGAAUACACCACGGACAAGGAGCCUCGUGGGAUUAUUCCCCUGGAGAAUCUCAGCAUCAGGGAGGUGGAAGAGCCCAGGAAACCCAACUGCUUCGAGCUGUACAACCCAAACCACAAGGGCCAGGUCAUCAAAGCCUGCAAGACGGAGGCGGACGGCCGCGUCGUCGAGGGCAACCACGUGGUCUACCGAAUAUCAGCACCCACGCCAGAGGAGAAGGAGGAGUGGAUCAAAUCCAUCAAGGCCAGCAUCAGCAGAGACCCCUUCUACGACAUGCUCGCCACCAGGAAGAGACGCAUCGCCAACAAGAAGUGAACAGGAGCUCCUUCACGAACAAUCAAUCAAGCCACACGGUGCACUGCAACUACACGCAGCCUCAAUGCAGAUGACCAAAAAAACAUGGCCUCCAACUGAGGGGGCAGCACAUACAGUAUGUGGACUUCUUGUGCGGACUGCUACCAUGU